Acanthosepion pharaonis is the source of this 948-nucleotide messenger RNA. The record is from the annotation of a GenBank genome assembly. Lineage: Eukaryota; Metazoa; Mollusca; Cephalopoda; Sepiida; Sepiidae.
AUGAACAGCCAAGCAAAACAAGUGAACAACAUGAAUGAUGCUUGGAGGUUUUCAAACUUGUACAAGAAACUCAAGAUGAUGAUAGGAAAUGUUGUUCGAGUGAACAAAGUAGCUGUGUUUAGCGUUGGCUCUAUUCUGAUACUUGCUAUUUAUUUACUUUCUACAAUUGUUUCUUCACAUUCUGAUUCACAGUUUGUUGCAAAAAUACCUCCAAAGCGAAUCUCCUGGAAGACACAGGAAUUUGUGGAUAUUCCUGAAGACAUUCUGGUCAAAUGUAAAUCCAUAAAGGUCAAUGACGAGGAUAUUCUUCUUGAAUAUGACUCAAAGAAUAUUAUUGUUUCAACAAGACAGACAUUUCCAUUGUCUGUCAGUAAAGUUGAUGUCCUGUUGCUACAUGGAUCCACAUUCAGUUCCAAAACUUGGGAAGACCUUGUCACUUUGCAGCUACUAGCAGCAGCAGGUUACCGAGCUGUGGCUGUUGAUCUACCAGGUAAAGGCAAAACUGUUCACUUCCCGAUCCGUGAUCAUGGAGAAUUUUUGGAAGAGAUCAUCAAAAUGUUGGAUAUGAAUGAUCCUGUCAUUAUUAGUCCAUCAAUGAGUGGCAUGUAUUCUCUUCCCUUUUUGAUGAAGGCUGCAGCCUCUAAGCAACGACUGUGCAGUGGAUUUGUAUCUAUAGCAGUAGUUGGAACUGUGAAGUAUAAACACUUUGAGUAUGAGAGAAUAAAGGUUCCUACAAUGCUCAUCCGAGGUUCGCAAGAUGUAAAACUUGGUAAAAUUGCUGAAGAGAAUCUCAAAUACAUCCCAACCAGUGAACAAUUUGUCCUGCAAGAUGCAGGACAUGCUGCUUACAUGACUCGCACUGCUGAUUUUCAUCGGCUUCUCUACAAUUUUUUGUUGUCAGUUUCCUCAAUCCGUGCUAAAGUUCUCAAAGAAUCUGGCAAACACUGA